GGUAGGUAAAGCGGCGACGGCGGCAGCGAGGGAGAGUGGAGGCUUCCCCACUAGAGGUGGGGCACUCGGCAGGGUGUGGGUUCUUGGGUGUACUCUAUAUAUACAGUGGCUGCAGAAUCCAGAAGAGGUCAUCAGAUUCCCUAGAUCUGAAGUUGCAAGCAUCUGUGAGUUGCCCAAUACGCUCAUUUAAUACUUCAACAUUGAACAAAUGUAUAAAAGUUUCUUGCCAAGCACUGAAAAUUUCUUCGUUGGAACAUUUUUUUUCCUACUUACUGAAUAACUUUGUAGAAGAUCCUUUUUUGGUGCCAUGUUCCAUGGCUUACAUCAAAAAAGGAGUUUGUCUUCAUGAAGAUUCCUAACAUUGGUAAUGUGAUGAAUAAAUUUGAGAUCCUUGGGGUUGUAGGUGAAGGAGCCUAUGGAGUUGUACUUAAAUGCAGACACAAGGCGUGCAAUCACUUGGUGUGCCCACUUCCCUUUUAAGUGGAAGAACAACGAAUGGGCACCAUGAAUGACUGGAGUACCUUAGUCCAGCUGCUGGAAAAGGUUCAACCCUACUCCACAACUGGAGGAAAGGAAACACAUGAAAUUGUGGCAAUCAAGAAAUUCAAGGAUAGUGAAGAAAAUGAAGAAGUCAAGGAAACGACUUUACGAGAGCUUAAAAUGCUUCGCACUCUCAAGCAGGAAAACAUUGUGGAGCUAAAGGAAGCCUUUCGUCGGAGAGGGAAAUUAUACCUGGUGUUUGAGUAUGUUGAGAAAAAUAUGCUUGAAUUGCUGGAAGAAAUGCCAAAUGGAGUUCCACCUGAGAAAGUGAAAAGCUACAUUUACCAACUAAUCAAAGCUAUUCACUGGUGCCACAAGAACGACAUUGUCCAUAGAGACAUAAAGCCUGAAAAUCUUUUAAUUAGCCACAAUGAUGUCUUGAAGCUAUGUGACUUUGGUUUUGCUCGGAAUCUCUCAGAAGGCAAUAAUGCUAAUUACACAGAAUAUGUGGCUACAAGGUGGUACCGAUCCCCAGAACUGCUACUUGGAGCUCCCUAUGGAAAGUCUGUGGACAUGUGGUCGGUGGGCUGUAUUCUUGGGGAGCUUAGUGAUGGACAGCCCCUAUUUCCUGGAGAAAGUGAAAUUGACCAACUCUUUACUAUUCAGAAGGUGCUAGGACCACUUCCAUCUGAGCAGAUGAAGCUCUUCUAUAGUAAUCCUCGUUUCCAUGGGCUCCGGUUUCCAGCUGUUAACCAUCCUCAAUCAUUAGAGAGAAGAUACCUUGGAAUUUUAAAUAGUGUUUUACUUGACCUAAUGAAGAAUUUACUGAAGUUGGACCCAGCUGACAGAUACUUGACAGAGCAGUGUUUGAAUCACCCCACAUUUCAAACGCAGAGACUUUUGGAUCGGUCGCCUUCAAGGUCAACAAAAAGGAAACCAUAUCAUGUGGAAAGCAGCACACUGUCUAAUAGAAACCCAUCCAGCAAGGGUGCUGCUUUACAGACUCACCACAGAUCCAACAGCAAGGACAUUCAGAACUUAAGCGUGGGUCUGCCCAGGGCUGAUGAAGGCCUUCCUGCAAAUGAAAGCUUCCUAAAUGGAAAUCUUGCUGGAGCUACUCUCAGUCCAAUGCAUACCAAAACAUACCAAGCAAGCACCCAGCCUGGGUCCUCCAGCAAAGAUCUGACAAACAAUAAUAUACCGCACCUUCUCAGCCCAAAAGAAGGCAAGUCCAAAACAGAGUUUGACUUCAAUCUUGACCCAAAGCCUUCAGAAGGUCCAGGCACAAAGUACCUCAAGUCCAGCAGCAGAUCUCAGCAGAACAGGCACUCAUUCAUGGAAAGCUCUCAGAGCAAAGCUGGCACACUACAGCCUAGUGAGAAGCAGAGUCGGCACAGCUAUAUCGACACCAUUCCCCAGUCCUCCAGGAGUCCAUCGUACAGGGCGAAGGCCAAAAGCCAUGGGGCAUUGAGUGACUCCAAGUCUGUUAGUAACCUAUCAGAAGCCAGAGCCCAAAUCACCGAGACUAAUCCCAGUAGAUACUUCCCAUCCAGUUGCUUGGACUUGAACUCUCCCACCAGCCCAACUCCCACCAGGCACAGUGACACAAGAACUUUGCUCAGUCCUUCAGGUCGAAACAAUCGAACCGAGGGCACUCUGGACUCACGGCGAACCACCACCAGACACUCAAAAACUGUGGAAGAACUGAAGCUGCCGGAGCACAUAGACAGCAGCCAUUCACAUUCGCUGUCUACACCUCAUGAAUCAUUUUCUUAUGGGCUAGGCUACACUAGCCCCUUCUCCUCUCAGCAACGUCCUCACAGGCAUUCCAUGUAUGUGACCCGGGACAAAGUGAGAGCUAAAGGCGUUGAUGGAAGCCUGAGCAUAGGACAAGGGAUGGCAGCUAGAGCCAACAGCUUGCAGUUCUUAUCUCCCCAGCCUGGAGAACAGCUCCCUCCAGAGAUGACUGUGGCGAGACCUUCUGUCAAAGAAUCCUCCCGAGAAGGCACCUCUUCAUUCCACACCCGUCAGAAGUCUGAGGGUGGAGUAUACCAUGACCCACACUCUGAAGAUAGCACGGCACCCAAGGAAAAUAGGCAUCUGUACAAUGAUCCUGUCCCAAGGAGAGUUGGUAGCUUUUAUAGAGUGCCAUCUCCACGACCAGACAAUUCUUUCCAUGAAAAUAAUGUGUCCACUCGAGUUUCAUCUCUGCCAUCUGAUAGCAGCUCUGGGACUAAUCAUUCGAAAAGACAACCAGGAUUCGAUCCAUGGAAAAGUCCUGAGAAUAUUAGUCAUUCUGAUCAACUCAAAGAAAAGGAGAAGCAAGGUUUUUUCAGGUCUAUGAAAAAGAAAAAGAAGAAAACUCAAACAAUAGACUCCACCAACGGAGAGAAUCCAAGCAUCAAGAAAUCCCUCUUUCCUCUUUUUAAUUCAAAGAAUCAUUUAAAGCAUAGUUCUUCUUUGAAAAAGCUUCCUCUAGUCACUCCACCCAUGGUGCCCAACACUGAUGGUCCCGAUCUGUUGACCUUGCAGAAAGCCAUUCACUCUUCUAGCACUGCAAGCAGCAGACCAAAGGAGUGGAGACCUGAGAAGCUCUCUGAUCUACAGACCCAGAGCCAACCGCUAAAAUCCCUUCGCAAGUUGUUGCAUCUCUCUUCAUCGACCAAUCAUCCGGCCUCUUCAGAUCCUCGUUUCCAGCCCUUAACAGCUCAACAAACCAAAAAUUCCUUCUCAGAAAUUCGGAUUCAUUCCCUGAGUCAGGCCUCAGGUGGGAGCAGCAACAUCCGACAAGAGCCUACACCAAAGGGCAGACCAGCCCUUCAGCUUCCAGGUCAGAUGGAUCCUGGUUGGCACGUGUCCUCUGUGAGCAGGAGUGCCACAGAGGGGCCUUCCUAUUCUGAACAGCUGGGUGCCAAGAGUGGGCCAAACGGGCACCCUUAUAACAGAACAAAUCGCUCACGAAUGCCAAAUCUGAAUGAUUUAAAAGAGACAGCCUUGUAAUUUAUGCUGGGAUGGAGGGUGUGUUUUGAGGGGGGAAGACAAGCCAGUUGGG
Molecule: messenger RNA, 3532 nt
Organism: Acomys russatus (golden spiny mouse)
Lineage: Eukaryota; Metazoa; Chordata; Mammalia; Rodentia; Muridae
Gene: Cdkl5
Product: cyclin dependent kinase like 5
Exons: 21
Coding region: 496-3480 (994 amino acids)
Biological process (GO): positive regulation of axon extension; protein phosphorylation; regulation of dendrite development
Cellular component (GO): nucleus; dendrite cytoplasm
Molecular function (GO): protein kinase activity; ATP binding
Source: RefSeq, a predicted model, not a curated record